Molecule: messenger RNA, 2218 nt
Organism: Carassius carassius (crucian carp)
Lineage: Eukaryota; Metazoa; Chordata; Actinopteri; Cypriniformes; Cyprinidae
Product: sodium channel subunit beta-3-like
Exons: 4
Coding region: 84-611 (175 amino acids)
Biological process (GO): sodium ion transport; ventricular cardiac muscle cell action potential; regulation of heart rate by cardiac conduction
Cellular component (GO): voltage-gated sodium channel complex
Molecular function (GO): sodium channel regulator activity
Source: RefSeq, a predicted model, not a curated record
AAGUCAGUCGGUUUUUCUUUUUUCUUGAAGCACUUACAGGAACACUCUACCUGAGACGCUGCUCUGUUGUUACAUCUCCCAGCAUGACAUCUCACAUGAGGCUUGUGCUGCAUUUGCUAUUGCUGUUCAUAUUUGCUGUGCAGGAGGUCAGGCUGGUGUGUGUGGAAGUAGCAUCAGACACAGAGGCCAUCAUAGGCCGUGUUAUGAAGUUAACCUGCAGCUACUGCAUGAAACGAGAGGAGAUCUCUGCCGAGACCAAAGUGGACUGGUUCUUCACUGGAGAAGAUAAAAGAAAAGUGCUUAUCUAUCAGUAUGAUCGUGAGCCACAGGAGCCAAAGGAUGUAGAAAUGUACUGGAAGGGCCGUCUGACAUGGAACGGCAGCAAGGACCUGCAGGACGUCUCAAUUAGCAUCCUAAACGUUACCCUUAAAGACUCUGGCACAUACGAAUGUGAGGUGUCACGCUUCUUUGAGUUCGAUUCAUUCAAGCAUUCCACCACCAAGAAAACCACAAUCAAUCUUAAGGUAAAAAUGAAAGCCUACUUAUUGGAAGGCAGGAAGUUGUUUUCAGGGCUUUAUCUAAGCAGCCACUUACCUCUCUAUCUGUUGUAAGGGGUAAUGUAAAGAUUCUGGUUUGUAUGCUAUUCUCUGGAUGCCUGAGAUGCCUGCUGAAUGCAGAGUACUUCCUCUCACUUCAAUCGAAUAUACUUUACCUAAUGUAUAUUUGUCUGUAUUUAAUCAUGCAACCGCAAUGCAUCAUCUCUAUCUGCGACUGUCUCAGUUCGCAGAUAGAAAUAGACCGUGUUGUAUUUAAGUGGUGGGUUUCGAAGAUAUUUUGAAUAUUGCAAGCAGCCUUCCAGAACCACAAACUUACAGUACAACUCUGGUUUUACAUUCCAUGCCAUUUUAGAUCUAUUCACUGCAGUGCAUGAGACAUAAAUACUAUUUAUAAUGUGAUCACAGGUCCUUUUUGACAACUGUAAGAGAUUUUGUAGAAUUGUACAAACAUGUUUUUUUUUCUAUUAAAUGUCACAUGCUCUGCACUCUUGUUGAUGUAUACAGUCUUUCAGUCAGUCAUAUGACCUUUGAGUCUCAUUGUCCUCCAAGGGAAAGUUAAAAUGAAGUACAGUUUCAGAGCAUGUUUGUUUCAUUGUGUGGUUUUGUGUUUGCAUGCUAAUGAUUUGCCAUAAUUUGUCUUCUAAGGUUCAGACAGAAAAAAUUAUUUAUCCAUUUCUACCCAAUGAACACCUAAAUGAAUUAACUUAAAGUGAUAGUUCACCCAAAAAUGUAGUCAUCAUUAACUUAUCCUCAUGUCUUUCCAGACAUGUCUUCCUUCUUAAGAAAACAAAAGAAGAUAUUUUGAUGUAUGUUGGAAACCAAACAGUUCUGGUUCCCAUUUACUUCCAAUGCAUGGAUACAGCUGAAGUAAAAAGGAACUGAAAAUUGUUUGGUUACCAACAUUCUUAUUUAUUUAUUUUUUAAUGUUCCAAAAAAAGAAGGUCAUACAGAUUCGGAAAGACAAGAGGGUGAGUAAAUGAUGACUGAUAUUUCAUUCUAGGGCAAACUAUCCCUUUAAUAAAAAUCAGCUUAAAUAAAAAUUAUUCAUAUGAUAAAAAUGAUUCAUAUGAAUUCUUGCCAGCAGUUGAUUCAUUCUGAUUAUCACAGAACUUCUAUGCAUACCUUGUUUUUAUACAUAUAACAAUAAAAAAGAAAAAAUAAAUCCUCAGAAAAAAGGGGUUACAUUUUUUUACAGUAUAUGAAGCCACUCACUCAUAAAUGUACCACCUGGAUGCAAAGCAUGACAUCUCUGAGGUUACUUAUAGUUGCACUUGGUUAUAGUUCCUGAUGACCUGAAAUAGCUUUAAUAACUCUCCUAGUGCAUUACAUCAGUGCAGCUAUAUUUUGACUUUUCCACUCAUGCAUUCUGCACUUUUGUCCUCAUUUUCACUUGAGUUACUUUCUGGAUGAAUUCAUCAAAAAAACAUCCUAAGUGGCACAGUAUAUCAGUCUUAACAGACUUCCAUUGAUUGCUUAAUUAGUUGUAUAAAAUUCCAUCUGAUCGCAUAUUUUCAUUUUCUCAGCGAGUGAAGACACCACGGCGUUGUACUCAGAGAUCAUGAUGUAUGUGCUGCUGGUGUUCCUCACAUUCUGGUUGCUGAUGGAGAUGAUCUACUGCUACAGGAAGAUCUCCAAAUCUGAGGAGCAGACGCAGGACACUG